Molecule: messenger RNA, 1466 nt
Organism: Suncus etruscus (white-toothed pygmy shrew)
Lineage: Eukaryota; Metazoa; Chordata; Mammalia; Eulipotyphla; Soricidae
Gene: PDGFA
Product: platelet derived growth factor subunit A
Exons: 7
Coding region: 87-767 (226 amino acids)
Biological process (GO): positive regulation of ERK1 and ERK2 cascade; positive regulation of cell population proliferation; positive regulation of protein autophosphorylation
Cellular component (GO): membrane
Molecular function (GO): growth factor activity; platelet-derived growth factor receptor binding
Source: RefSeq, a predicted model, not a curated record
CUCGGGGCCGACUCGGGGGGGCCCCCGCGCGCCCGCCCGUCUCGAGCUCCGCGGAGCUCCACGAGGCCGCUCUCCGGCACCUCGGAAUGUGGGUGGGGACUCGAGUUGCUGGCGCCCCAGGCUCGGGAUUCUGGGCGGGGGCGCGUGGCCACGGCCGCCAGGAGCCCGGCUGCAGCGCCUCGGGACGCGGCGAUGAGGACCUGGGCUUGCUUGCUGCUGCUCGGCUGCGGAUGCCUCGCCCAUGCCCUGGCCGAGGAGGCCGAGAUUCCCCGCGAGCUGAUCCAGCGCCUGGCACACAGUCAGAUCCACAGCAUCCGGGACCUGCAGCGGCUCCUGGACAUUCACUCCGGGCUGAGGAUGGUCUGGAGGCCCGAGUGAGCUCCCCCAGGGGCCGCGCGGCCUGGGAUGCCCCUGAGAAGCGGCCCGUGCCUGUGCGGAGGAAGAGGAGCAUCGAAGAAGCUGUCCCCGCCCUCUGCAAAGCCAGGACGGUCAUCUACGAGAUUCCCCGGAGCCAGGUGGACCCCACAUCUGCCAACUUCCUGAUCUGGCCGCCGUGCGUGGAGGUGAGACGCUGCACCGGCUGCUGCAACACCAGCAGCGUCAGGUGCCAGCCGUCCCGCGUGCAGCACCGCAGCGUCAAGGUGGCCAAAGUAGAGUACAUCCGGAAGCGGCCCAAGCUAAAGGAGGUGCAGGUGCGGCUGGAGGAGCACCUGGAAUGCAGCUGCGCCAGUGCCGACUUCCGGGAGGAGGAGGCAGAUGUGAGGUGAGAAUGAACCAGCAGCCCUUUCCCGGGACACGGAUGUACAUGGCGUGUUACAUUCCUGAACCUUCGACGAACGGUGCUCACUGCCGGCCGCGCUUUGUUCUCCCCUGUGAAAACUGUCCCGGCGAGUCCCCCAUGGGGCACAGAGAACAGUGCCCGUUUGUUGGUGGGACAUCAGAGCGAGCAUUGUGGCGCUCGGCGGAACAGUGAGCCUUCCUUGUCAAAAGCACGGGCCAGCGCAAGCCGGACUGAGUCACAGAGUAACUCAGCGGCUGCCGGCCGAGGACGGAGGCGGAGGCAUCUCUGCGAACUGGACGCGUGUCUAGGGCGGCCACAGGUGCUUUUGCCAAGGACGCAGGGCUGCUUCCCAGACGGACAACGCGGACGGAUGGAUGGAAGGAUGGACGGUGCUGAGGGCCCGCCUGUGUACACAGAACCUUUCCCGAGAGCCUUAAGUGUUUGUUUUUUUUUUACACCAUAAAGUGAUUAUUAUUCAGCUUUCCUUUUUACUCUUUGCCUAGCUUUAUUUUUCCUUUUUUUUUCUUCCUUUUUUUUAAAAAACAAAACAAAACAAAACUCCCUCUCGGAUGACAUUUCGCCAGUAACACGAGGCCGCUGUGGGCAGCGGACUGCAUCUUCCCUAGCAGGACGCACAUGAGCUGUAUUCAAAUAAACGUGUGGCCUACCCAGCCGGGCACCACUA